Messenger RNA from Erigeron canadensis, 611 nucleotides. RefSeq lists its product as uncharacterized. The coding region runs from base 45 to 338 and encodes 97 amino acids. The transcript has 3 exons. Gene Ontology annotation, cellular component: mitochondrion. The record is from RefSeq and is a predicted model, not a curated record. Lineage: Eukaryota; Viridiplantae; Streptophyta; Magnoliopsida; Asterales; Asteraceae.
AUUUGUGUUAUUUGAACUAGGGUUUUAAUUAGGGUUUGUUCAUCAUGGGAUCUACUACUAGAGCUGUAUCAAGAUUAUAUUCUAAAAUUCAGUCUUUAUCUCCCAAAUUCAGAACCCAUAAUAUUUCUGUUCCACCAUCAUUCAUCAAAUCAACAUUAAGCCCUCAACUUUCUUCAUCAUCAUCUCGCAUUGCUUCAAGGUUACCAGUGGAGCUGAGCGCAUUGAUAACAAUGUUGCCAUUGCAUAGUGCCAUUGCAUCAUCUUGCUUAAAAUCAGGAUUGUCGCUAGAGUCCCAAAGUUGGGGAUUAGUUCCUCAAGGCAUUUCAAUGCCUUUAUGACAGCUCCUUUUUGGUUUCUUACGCCAUGUGGAGGUCUGCUGAGUAGGAACAUAGGGCAUACAAGUUCUUUCUUUUGACAUGUAAUGCAACUUAGGUUUAAAAGUUUUAUGUCAUUCAAGUCAACACAAGAAAUCAGAUUUAAUAUGUUUUGAAUCUUUCACUUGAUUGUUUCCCCUUCAGCCUGAAUUUUCUGUUGUUCUGAAAAUAAAUACAAGAUUGUACAAAGGAUAUUCACUGAGAAGUGAGAGGGUAAAGCCCAAAUUUCAUUUUUCA